This is a messenger RNA of Drosophila ananassae, 1084 nucleotides long. RefSeq names its product cytochrome b-like. The transcript has a single exon. Gene Ontology annotation, molecular function: electron transfer activity. The record is from RefSeq and is a predicted model, not a curated record. Bases 324 to 1019 code for a protein of 231 amino acids. Gene Ontology annotation, cellular component: membrane. Lineage: Eukaryota; Metazoa; Arthropoda; Insecta; Diptera; Drosophilidae. Gene Ontology annotation, biological process: mitochondrial electron transport, ubiquinol to cytochrome c.
GUUGAAUAAAUUUACAAGACAAAAUCAUACUAGUCUGGUAGUAGUAACAUGUUCAGAGAUGGAGCAUUUAAAGUGCUAGGAAUAGAUUCUGGAGCGAACCAAAAUGAAAUCAAUAAAGCAUAUCAAAAUUUAAUGAAAUUAGUUCACCCAGAUAAAGGAGGCUCGGAAUAUUUUGCACAAAAAUUAAACGCAGCACGUGACAGGUUGCUGAAGAGGUAAUUAAUAUUGCUUUAAAGUUUUUAUUUGUGCGUAAAGGAUAAGUUGCUACAAUAAAAAAAUAAGAUAAAAGUAGCAAUGGACAUGUGUUCAGAAAGGUUUAAGUUAUGCAGGAAGAUAACAAAAAAGAAACAAUAAAAGAAGAAAAAGGCAUAUUAGGAUGGAUAGAAUAUAGAUUGCCUAUAUUUUCUUUUCUAAGACACACUGCUUCUUACCAAGUGCCAAAAAACUUAAAUUAUGCUUGGAACUUUGGCUCUUUGGCUGGUAUAGCGCUGAUUUUACAAAUAAUAACAGGUAUAUUUCUUGCUAUGCACUACACUCCGCAUGUUGAUUAUGCGUUUAAUAGUGUAGAGCGCAUAAUGCGAGAUGUGAAUUACGGGUGGUUAAUACGCUACACUCACGCUGUUGGAGCAUCGCUCUUCUUUAUGGUAGUCUAUGUUCAUAUAAUGCGUGGAUUAUAUUACGGAUCUUAUAAAAGACCGAGAGAGAUGGUGUGGUUUAUUGGAAUAUUUAUAUUUUUUGCAAUGAUGGCAACUGCCUUUAUGGGAUAUGUAUUGCCUUGGGGACAAAUGAGUUUCUGGGGUGCAACAGUUAUAACCAACUUAUUUUCUGCUAUACCUUUAAUUGGCAAUAAAAUAGUUAUAUGGUUAUGGGGUGGUUUUUCAGUGGAUAACCCAACCCUUAACCGUUUUUUCGCUCUGCAUUAUCUUCUGCCUUUUGUUAUUAUUGCUUUAGCUAUGCUUCAUGUGAUAGCUCUGCAUAGGUUUGGCUCGCAUAGCCAGAGUAACAACCCAGAACUUUAACUUCAAUAUUCCAACUAUGUGCUAAUCUUUCAAAAUCUCUUGAUAAAUGUGCCCAACAGAUUUGC